AUGGGUGGUGGAGAUUUGAAUUUGAAAAAGAGUUGGCAUCCACAAACGUUACACAAUGUUGAAAGAGUCUGGAAAGCUGAGCAAAAACAACAAGCUGAACAGCGAAAGAUUGAUCAGUUAAAACAAGAGAUUGAAGAAGAGAGAGCGAGAGAGGAAAUCCAAGCGCAUGCUGUUUCUACUGGCGUUCUCAGGAAAAAGUCCAAUCGACUAGAUUGGAUGUAUGCUGCACCUGGAGUCAGUGCUGAUCGUGAAGAAUACCUCUUGGGAAAAACUUUGGAUAAUAAACUACUCAAUAAUGAUGCCAAAGAAGAACAAAACAAUCCGCUUACUAUGCCUAGCUCAUCCUCUGAUGUAGUUAACAAUCCAAAGGAUAUGGCAGCAAAAAUUAGGGAAGAUCCGAUCUUUCUCAUGAAGAAACAAGAAGAUAGUAGAAAAAAGGAGUUGGUUCAAAAUCCGAUCAAAAUGAAAAAACUAAGAGAGUUGCUUCAUAACACAAUGGAUAAAAAACCUAAAAAGCAUAAAAAAAAGAAGAGCAAAGAUCACGAAAAGAAGCAUAAAGAUGAUAAUGUAAGAGUUCACCAAGACCACCAUCGUAGUAUGAACCAGCACAGGGACAGGGAACGAGGUCGAGAUAUAUCACCAUCGCAUCGACGACGAAGCGAGCAAAGGAAUGGUAUUCAUCGAGAUCACAGGUCACGUUCUCGUAGUCCUAGACGUUACCACGAUAAUUACAAUAGGCGACCGCGCUCUAAAAGUCCAGACUAUAAGAGGCGUGAUCAAGAAAGAUCGACCCAACGAAAUUACAAUCGUCGGCAAAACAAUCUCUUCCAAAAUAACGAUAAGAAUCCUCAAACUAAAAAAAAAUUAUCAGCUGAAGAAAUGCAAAAAUUGAGGGAAGACAUGAUGUCGAAUGCAAAAUGGAGAGAUGAGCAAAGGGAGUCGAAUGUAAAAAAGUAUAAGAUUGCGGAUGACGAAGAAAAGAACGACAAUGGACCAAAAGAUGCAGCAUUUAUUAGGUAUAUGGGUACAAAAAUUAUCAUUUCUUUCGAAAGACACGCCGAAUUAUGCAUUAAUUAUAAUUAA
Trichoplax adhaerens is the source of this 1083-nucleotide messenger RNA. RefSeq lists its product as uncharacterized. Lineage: Eukaryota; Metazoa; Placozoa; Uniplacotomia; Trichoplacea; Trichoplacidae. The record is from RefSeq and is a predicted model, not a curated record. The transcript has 13 exons. Gene Ontology annotation, biological process: mRNA splicing, via spliceosome. Bases 1 to 1083 code for a protein of 360 amino acids. Gene Ontology annotation, cellular component: U2-type spliceosomal complex.